Lactuca saligna is the source of this 1542-nucleotide messenger RNA. The record is from the annotation of a GenBank genome assembly. Lineage: Eukaryota; Viridiplantae; Streptophyta; Magnoliopsida; Asterales; Asteraceae.
AUGAGUGGGUCAAAGAGAUACAAUGAAAAGGUAGACAUUGGUAUGGAUAUGGAAGAAAAGGAAGAUGUUGGUAACAGAAAGAAGGCAGUGCAUGAACCACAUUCAACAAAAUCUCCCAAGAGAAAGAAGGGAAAAGUAGAACAUGGGAAUGCGAAUAUUAAAAAGAUGGAGGGCAAGGUUAGAAAAGUAAGUCAGGAGCAGCCAGUAGGUAUAAGAAGACUUGCAACUAGGAUGACUCCUAGAAGGGUUAGUGCAUCUGUGAAAUUAAUGUCCCUUACACAGAUAUAUGGAAUUUUGUCUAUGGGUUUUGUUUCACUUAUGAAUAUUGACAUGGACACUACUCCGAGGUUACUUAACUACUAUCUCUUAGAUCACUAUGACCCACAGAGUAACCGUCUAGUUCUAAAGAAUAAUGUGAUCACAAUUACAAAAAAGACAGUGCAUAACAUGUUGGGGUUACCAAAUGAUGGGAAAGACUUCUUGAACAUGGAUAGUUAUGAGAAAGAUAAUCUGGUGUAUGUGUAUAACACAAACUUCUCAGGCGUCAAGGUAAUGAAAAGUUUACCGUUUGUCAAACAUGUUACGGGUGAUGUUCUUCAAAAAAUUGAGAAGUUGGAGAUUAGUGUUGGAGGGUUUGGAAGGCAACUACAUAAAAACUUUGAAAAUGUUGAAGUUGAUGAUGAAAUGAUGGAUGAAGCUGAAAUGUUGGAUGGGCUUAAGAACGACUAUGGGGAUGAGGAGGCUUAUGUGGCUGUUAUCGAGCAUAGUUAUGGAAUAAUCUUGUCCGAAAAGAAGAAUAUUCAAAUGACUUUGAAAGAUGGAAUGGAAAAAUUACGAAACAGUUUGAUGUUGAAGGAGUGUAACAAAGGAGAGGCUGAUGGUAGUAAUGAAGGUGGAAUCUCUCUGGUUAGAGGAUUGGUAGUUUAUGUUGGUAAAAAGAAUGAUGGUGGAGAUUUCAAGGCUAUCGCAACACAUGACCUUUGGGUAUGGAAUGCAUUCUUUGGUCCAACUAGUGCAAACAAUAACAUCAAUGUUCUGGACCAGUCACCGGUAUUCAACGAUAUCUACUUUGGAAAGUCGCACGAUAAACCUUUUCAAGCAAAGGUAGCAUAUAAGCGUGGAUACUAUAGUACAGACGAUAUAUAUCCUCCCUUGUCUGUUUUUGUAAAAUCGUUUACAUAUCCUAAUGACCCGAAAAGGAAAAAGUUUAAAGAGGCACAAGAGUCAGCUAGGAAGGAUGUGGAGCGAAAAUUUGGUGUACUUAAGAGACGUUGGCAAGUACUAGGAGUCGGGGCAAGGUUAUAUGAAGUGAAAAGGUUACAACAUGUAAUGUAUGCAUGUGUCAUAUUGCAUAAUAUGAUUCUUGAAGACGAAGGAAGAACUAUAUGUCGGUACAAAGGAAAUGAAUUUUUAUCAAAUCUCGAAGGAGUAGCCAUUGGUACACAAGAGUAUAGGGCAAAUAGAAGAGAAGUACACAAUUACGAUACUCGUCAUGCACUUUGUGCUGAUUUAGUGGCACACGUUUAUAUGACUCAUAUUUAG